Staurois parvus is the source of this 297-nucleotide messenger RNA. Lineage: Eukaryota; Metazoa; Chordata; Amphibia; Anura; Ranidae. The record is from the annotation of a GenBank genome assembly.
AUGUCAGUACCAAAAGCGGUAACCCCGAGCUACACUCGGGCUUACCAUGCAGCGCUGCAUAGGGAGUCCCUGCAGCACUUACCUUGUCCUUGGCUCCCGCGAUGUGUCCCCUGCAGCGUCCCCGGCCAUCUCCUCCGGCCGAUGCCGGCAUCCAGCUUCUGUGUUCCGGUCCCUGUGACCGUCGGGACGUACGGGCGGCGUCGGGAAAUUUGAAAAUUUAAAAAAAGUAAUUUUUUUCAAAACUAAUUUACAUAUGCUUUGUCCUGUGCCCUGUCUGCAUUUUUACUGUUCUUUCUG